Xenopus laevis (African clawed frog) is the source of this 1109-nucleotide messenger RNA. RefSeq names its product small integral membrane protein 22 S homeolog (gene smim22.S). NCBI's taxonomy places the organism in Eukaryota, Metazoa, Chordata, Amphibia, Anura, Pipidae. The transcript has 4 exons. The record is from RefSeq and is a predicted model, not a curated record. Bases 255 to 518 code for a protein of 87 amino acids. Gene Ontology annotation, biological process: regulation of cell population proliferation. Gene Ontology annotation, cellular component: membrane.
AGAAUUCCUCUUUUACAGGCUUAGCAUUUCCUUGUUGUUACCUGAGCACCCUCCCCCGUCCCCACCCACCUGUAGGGUGUCAGUCCCUAAGGCACCCAGAUAAUAAUGCAGCUGCCUCCACACCCACUGCACCAGGAACCAGGAAGAGAAAUGCAGCAGAGUCUGUGCAACUACAAACUGAUCACCCAGGGGCCCCGAUGAGGAGAGACUUUCUACCUACAGCAGGAAAGACAACAAGAUAAUAAGCCACCAAGAUGUCUUCCAACAACAUCCAGCAACAGUUUCAAGAUCAGUGGAACGAUAUCCUGGGCCGGGUGGCCAAUAAGCAGAUGUUCCAGUCCGACUGGGAUAUUGCAGCCUUUGUCAUCUUCUUUGUGUUUAUAGGCCUGAUCCUGGUGCUGGUGAUCUUGGUCCUGAUCAGAUGUUGCUGCUGCUGUUGCUGUGACUGCGAAUCCCAUGGGCCAAAGAAACAUUACAAGCAACAAGUUGGCAUUGACAACCCAGCGAUGGAGCCGUAACCCCUCCUUUCCCUCUUGUGACUGGCAGCUCAACGAGCCAGUGGAUGGCCCAAGAAACUUCUGAGAUGAAGCCGUGUUUUUUUUUUUCACGGUUGAGAUAUAAAUGAAUAAAUGUUAGUGUUGCUAAUACCAAAGUGACGCCCAAUAAGAAAAGCUUCGGAAUAGGGCGUGUAGAUGGGCACGCCUCCUUUUAAUCACUGAAAGGACAAUCUUAUGGCAUAUGAUUUUUUUUAUAUUUCAUUUAUAUGUAGAAGCCGUACUUGUAGUCAUUAGUAUAGUGGGGGAAGAAAAUAUGCCCACUGGAUCUUUGUAAGAGAUAAGGCCUAAAGAUGUGCUCAGUUGUGAAGGGUGUGGCUAAUUUUCCACAACAGGCAACUAAAUUCCUUUGGGAAAAUUCUAAAAUUUAAAGAUAUUCCUUUGAACAAUUGAACACAAUUAGGGAUACCUAUAAAGCUGUAAAUUAUGAAUGAUGUGUCAUACUCUGAGGAUGAGCCGGGAUAUGGGGCACGAAAUGCGUCAGGAGUUGUUAAAUGCACUGAAACAAUGCAAGCAUGCUUUUAUGUACUUAAUGAAAUAAAAGGAUUUGAAGAA